UGCGGGAUGCAUCUGUCGACGGGAAGAAGCAAGCGUCAUCCGUUUCUCAAUUGGGCUUUAAUAUCCGCCCAGCACGGAACAAGCUGCGACUCCAUCUUCAACCGAGGCUCCCCCACCCGCACUGGUCGCCAAGACGGCAAUCACAAGGAUUGUGGGCGUGAUGCAUCCGAGUCACUCGUGCAUGAGCGAUGAAUACACACGAGGCUGCUAUAAGCCUGCAUUUUCUGCAGGUGGGUGCUCGACAAGCUUAUCCUCUGCGUCACAGAACAUGCGCAACCCUCUGACUCUCCUUUCCUUUGCCAUCACUGCUGUGGCUGCUCAGAGCUCCUCCUCUGCUGUGUCGACCUCGUACGCGAGUGGCGCAGUUGCAAGUGGCAACGCAACUGCCACGAGCCUAAACAGCACCGCGGCCGCCGGCCCUUACUGGCACACUUUCAUCAACGACACGAUUGCCAACGCUACGCUGUGGCCCAAGGCCCGGACCAUCGACUUCAACAAGGUGUCGCUCGCAGGCUACCGCUCCAACGAGCUCCGCGGGGCUGCGGGAUCGUUUGCCAAUCUCACAGCCGAGGAGCGGAAGGCAAUCGUUGACGACUUUCAUGCACACAACAAGACCUUGCGUGUCUCUGCUUUCGGGGCCAACGACAACGUAACAUCUAACGGGACGGAUCCCGAGGUCGUCGCGACCAACCUUGCAGCGUACGCGAAGCAGAACGGUCUAGACGGCGUGGACAUCAACUACGAGGACCGCGGCGCAAUCGCCAACGGCUCGGCGGUGGACUGGCUCGAGACAUUCCAUGCAAAGCUCGUAACAGAGCUCGGCGAAGGCAGCGAACUUACAUACUCGCCCGUCGGCAGCUUCUUCGGCGGCUCGGACGCGCCAUUCGUCCGAUUCCUGUCAAACAAGAAGAAGGACGUCAAAUGGCUCAUGAUCCAAUUUUACGACCGGGGCCGCUUCAACUGGACAACGCCUGAGCAGCUGUUUGAGACGACGGGCCAGGAAGAGUUCAAGUCGCGCGCCGAGAUUGCUCAGCUCUUGGGCGGCGAGUGGACGGAGAACGAUCUCGUUGUCCAGAAGCCGCUUCAGGAGAAUCAGCCCGGGCGGAUGAGCGCCGAGGAUCUGGCCGCUGCAUUCUGUGCCAAGAACGAGACGCUUAACGGUCUCUCCGUUUGGCGUCUCAACUACGCCAACGUCACGACUGCUAACGACUACCUUGCGCGCGUGCGCACCGCGGCCACGUGCAAGGACGGUAAGCCCGCAUCACCCGUCGCAAACGUCAGUAGCCCCAACGCCUCGGCUCCGGCAACCACUGGCACGGGUGGUGCAGUUGUAGUCAGCUUCAAUGGCCUCACUGCAGCCGCCGGGAUCAUUGUAGCCUUGGCGGCCUGCGCUCUCAUUCUGUAGCAGAUACAAGUAGCGGGUCGACGAGAAUGCAUCCGGAAUCACGACUUGUCAGCCUACUCAAGGGGGUUCUCGAGGAAGCCAUGGGCAGUGCGCCAGCCCCGGCCAGUGAUGUACGCCCGGCCGUCCCGAAGGGUGCACGUGAGGGCGCCACCACGGGCGCUGAGCUGGUGUGCAUCGAUUGUAGCCGUCUUGACAUCGGUUCCUGACGGAAGAAGAGCUGCUGCUGACUCGGUGCCCGGCCCACUGAGAUAAAAGCCGGUGAGAAUAGCCCAAGCCGAGCCGGUCUGAUAGUUCAGCG
Molecule: messenger RNA, 1703 nt
Organism: Cutaneotrichosporon oleaginosum
Lineage: Eukaryota; Fungi; Basidiomycota; Tremellomycetes; Trichosporonales; Trichosporonaceae
Source: RefSeq, a predicted model, not a curated record